Messenger RNA from Gekko japonicus, 2355 nucleotides. It is a transcript of the gene ZRANB3, whose product is annotated as zinc finger, RAN-binding domain containing 3. NCBI's taxonomy places the organism in Eukaryota, Metazoa, Chordata, Lepidosauria, Squamata, Gekkonidae. The transcript has 15 exons. Gene Ontology annotation, molecular function: ATP binding; ATP-dependent chromatin remodeler activity. Gene Ontology annotation, biological process: DNA repair; replication fork processing. The record is from RefSeq and is a predicted model, not a curated record. Gene Ontology annotation, cellular component: nuclear replication fork. The annotation marks the transcript as partial.
AUGAGGCAAAAGCCCCCAUGUACAGAGAAGCUGCCUGCUGAAUCUCUGUAUGGUUUACUGUUCUGGCCUCUUGUCAGCCGUCAACAGGAACUGGUACUGAACAUGGCAACUGUCAUCCAAGAGACUCCUACAUACAGAACACCUUGUUUAAAUUUUGCUGUUGAUGAAGAACUGUCUUUCCUACCUGGAAAACUAAAAGAGAAGCUACUUCCUUUUCAGAAGAAAGGAAUCAUAUUUGCAAUAGAGAAAAAUGGCAGGUGUAUGAUUGCAGAUGAGAUGGGCCUAGGCAAGACUAUCCAGGCCAUAGCGGUAUCUUACCACUACAAAAAUGAAUGGCCUCUGUUAAUAGUGGUGCCCUCAUCUCUGAGGUACCCUUGGGCUGAGGAGAUAGAGAAAUGGAUUCCAGACCUCGGUCCAGAGGAUAUAGUCAUCAUUCAAAAUAAAACUGACACCUGGAGAAUUUCUACAAGCAAAGUCAUCAUAUUAGGUUACGGACUGUUAACUUCAGAUGCACAAAUCUUAGUAGAUACUAUAUCCAAGCAGAACUUCAAAGUAGUGGUGGUUGAUGAGUCUCACUACAUGAAAUCCAGAAAUGCGACUCGUAGCAAGAUUUUGCUACCACUUGUACAGAAUGCUGUUCGGGCCAUUCUCCUUACUGGAACACCUGCUUUAGGAAGACCUGAAGAGCUCUUUAUGCAGCUUGAAGCACUUUGUCCAAGAAAAUUUGGAACAUGGACGGAAUAUGCAAAAAAGUACUGUAAUGCACGUGUCAGGUUCUUUGGUAGAAGACAGCAAUGGGAUUGCAGAGGAGCUUCAAAUUUAGAUGAACUGCACCGUUUACUAAGCAAUAUAAUGAUCAGGCGACUGAAAAAGGAAGUUUUAACUCAGUUACCACCUAAGAUUAGGCAGCGCAUCCCUUUUGAUCUUCCCCAAACUGCCGCUAAGGAAUUAAAUGCUAGUUUUGAAGAGUGGGAGAAAUUAAUGAGGACUGCAGAUUCAGAUUCUACAGAUAAUGACUUUGUCCGGGUGAUGGGUCUCAUUACACGCAUGUUUAAAGAGACUGCUAUUGCCAAGGCAGGAGCAGUAAAGGACUAUAUCAAAAUGCUUCUUGAAAAUGACAAACUCAAAUUUCUAGUUUUUGCACAUCACUUAAGCAUGCUCCAGGCAUGUACAGAGGCAGUGAUAGAAAGCAAGGCACGCUACAUUCGAAUAGAUGGAAGUGUACCUUCAGCAGAAAGAAUAAACCUUGUCAAUCAGUUCCAGAAGGACCCAGAUACUAGGGUGGCCAUUUUGAGCAUUCAGGCUGCUGGUCAGGGUUUAACUUUUACUGCCGCCACUCAUGUUGUUUUUGCUGAGCUGUAUUGGGAUCCUGGACAUAUAAAACAAGCAGAAGACCGAGCACAUCGGAUUGGGCAGUGCAGUUCUGUGAAUAUCCAUUAUCUUGUUGCAAAUGGCACACUGGACCCUCUUAUGUGGGCAAUGUUGAAUCAUAAGGCAGCAGUUACAGGCACCACACUAAAUGGCAGGAAAGAAAAACUGCUGGCUGAAGAAGGCAGUAGAGAGAAAUGGGAUUUCCUGAGUUUUGCUGAAGCCUGGGCUCCUAAUGAAAGUCUGAAUGACAUUAAAAAUGAGGUUUUAUUCACCCAUUUUGAGAAAGAAAAACAGCAUGACAUUCGCACCUUCUUGUCACCAAAACCAAAUGCUGACAAAAAGAGGAAAAUGGCUUCUUGUGAUAAAUCUUUGAAUUUUAGUCCAAAUUCUUCUCAAGCUGCAGAGGACAUAGAUGAUAUGGACUCCAGGGAAGUAAAUGAUGCAGAUGUGGUUUGCAGUGAGGCAAAGAGAUCAAGAGCGUUAGAGCCUUCUACCCCAAAGAGUACUUCUAAGAAAGGGAGAAAAUCUCUGUUUGGAAAAACAAACUGUUCGUAUCCAAAAGAAACUGCUCCAGUGGACAAUGGUACUCUGCUGUUUAAUUCAAGCAAAGGAUCCACUUCAGAAGCAGCCUGGCACUGCAGUCUUUGUACUUACUGUAAUAGUUCCUUGCUACCUUACUGUGAAAUAUGUGAAUCUCCCCGGGAACAAAAAAGUAAACAGAACAAAAGUCAAAUGAGCAGCUCUGUCCAGAGCAAAAAUGAAACUGUAGCUCCAGGCACUAGAAGCCUUAAUGAUGGUCAAAGCUUAGGACUACUGACUGGUGAAAUCAAGGAAGGAGCAGCCAUUGCUGAAGAGAAGCAAUCCAAUCAUUCUGAGCAAGGGCUCAGAGGAGAUAAUCUAGAAGAUUCACAUUCCUAUUCAGUGUAUAAUGAUUUCCUGUUCUGUGCAAGUAGGAACACUGAUAGAAUCCACAUCUAUACAAAG